CAAAGUGUCAAAGCCAUUGCAACUCGGGCAUGGCCAACGAAUCAACCGUCCUCUCCCCUAUUUCCCAAGGCCAUUGCGUUCGAGUUGGUCAAUUACCGUGCCCCCAGCUUCCCGGUCCACUUACCGAAGCGGUAGGAACCGGCCGAGGAUGGGGUUCUUGAAACGGUUAGGCUAGCGGCAUAAGAAAUAGGAGUAAAAUACGGGGCAACGAUGGAUACGGAUAGGGUUGGGGCAGGCAAGGGCAAGGUUGGGAUUUGGAUAGGGAUUUGGACUGGGGACGGGAAUGUACCCAGCUACCUACGUAUACAUGAGCAAGCCAGAACAGACGGAAGCCGAGUACCUUUGAUGUUGCCAGCCGGCAAAAAGGACAUUGCAGUAUUCCCAAGAUCCGAUGGCUGUCGGGACAUCCCCCUCGCACACGACAACGCCCACCCUAUCCCCAGAGCCCAAUCCCGGGGCGCCCUUCAACUCACACGAGGCGAUCAAGGGGGCAUGAGGGGCCGGGCCGCUGUUUGUGGCCGCUGUUGGUUCUUGUUGACGUUUACUCCAGGCCGAUUAGUGCCGAGUAUUCCCUCAGCCAUUCCCCCCCCCGUGCUAGAAAUAGCCCCAGGGAUCAGUCGCCAUUGGCUGAACCGUUCCCUCGGGACGCUCGCCUUUCCCCAUCGUCUUUGGUGGGAUCGGGGGCCGGGGCUGGAUUGGCUCGAAUCGGAUGGCAGCCCUGCUGUGCUGCUGCAUUUCCACGCACCGGCGACAGCUUGCCUGGGCGGACCAAACAAGUCUUUCGAAACGGGUCGGCCAGGGUCAGAGCCAGGAGGUGCAGUAGGCUCUUCUUCACUACCUGCACUACAUUAGGAGACAGGCUGCUUGCUGCCAAGGCCUUGGAGGG
Molecule: messenger RNA, 886 nt
Organism: Lasiosphaeria miniovina
Lineage: Eukaryota; Fungi; Ascomycota; Sordariomycetes; Sordariales; Lasiosphaeriaceae
Exons: 1
Coding region: 211-852 (213 amino acids)
Source: RefSeq, a predicted model, not a curated record